AUGGCAGAUGAUAACACCAAAGUUGCUCUCGCUACCAUCGAAGCCUCUCGCCUCUCGAUAGAUUUGAAGGACAAGUGCAUAGACAUCCUCAAGAAGUCAAAGGAUGAAGCAACAUACAUCAUCAAUGCCUACGGCCCAGCUGAUGCUCGUACUCCUGAUCGCCUUGACAAAUACCUCAAUAAGAUGAUCACGGAUGCCGAGAAUGCACAUCCAACAGCACAAGGUAUUUAUACAUCUACACCAACAAACACUUAUAAACAAAUACAUAUCCAACCUAAAUAUCCUUCCGAACUCUCUAACUAA
Messenger RNA from Heterostelium album PN500, 303 nucleotides. RefSeq lists its product as uncharacterized. Lineage: Eukaryota; Evosea; Eumycetozoa; Acytosteliales; Acytosteliaceae. The record is from RefSeq and is a predicted model, not a curated record. The coding region runs from base 1 to 303 and encodes 100 amino acids. The transcript has a single exon.